AUCCCUUGUUUCUCGUUGGUAAAACCCUAGAUUCUUUCCGUCUCUCUCUAAAACCCUAGUUUCCUCACUUUUCCUCGACUUCAGCCGGAAAUGACGUUGGAGGCAGUAAACCCUAAGGCGUAUCCGCUUGCGGAUGCUCAGUUGACGAUCACGAUCCUUGAUCUUGUUCAACAAGCUACUAAUUACAAGCAGCUCAAAAAGGGUGCUAAUGAAGCUACGAAGACAUUGAACCGUGGGAUCUCUGAGUUUGUGGUGAUGGCUGCUGAUACAGAGCCUCUCGAGAUUCUUCUUCAUCUUCCCUUGCUUGCUGAGGAUAAGAACGUGCCGUAUGUGUUUGUGCCCUCGAAACAAGCACUUGGAAGAGCAUGCGGUGUAACAAGACCCGUCAUUGCUUGUUCGGUUACAUCAAACGAAGCUAGCCAAUUGAAAUCACAGAUUCAACAGCUCAAGGAUGCUAUAGAGAAGCUUCUGAUAUAAGAGGUUGCUUUCUCGGUAUGAUGGGUCUCCGAUUCAGGAAGGCUUUGACCUAAGUUUGUUGUUGGAAAACUGUGCAACAGUUCUGUUCCUCGAAAGAGAGAUUGUAGUGACUAUUUAUUUUUUUUAAUAUAUUUUUGUUGUUGUGUGAAUGCACAAUUGGGAUGAAUUCUCACUCCUUUUUAUGCAAUUUAAGUUUAGAGUUGUUGGUGAAAA
This is a messenger RNA of Tarenaya hassleriana, 690 nucleotides long. RefSeq names its product NHP2-like protein 1. Gene Ontology annotation, biological process: ribosome biogenesis; maturation of SSU-rRNA; mRNA splicing, via spliceosome. Bases 91 to 477 code for a protein of 128 amino acids. Gene Ontology annotation, molecular function: RNA binding. Lineage: Eukaryota; Viridiplantae; Streptophyta; Magnoliopsida; Brassicales; Cleomaceae. The transcript is spliced from 5 exons. Gene Ontology annotation, cellular component: small-subunit processome; box C/D methylation guide snoRNP complex; U4/U6 x U5 tri-snRNP complex. The record is from RefSeq and is a predicted model, not a curated record.